AUGUUCGAAUUUUCACCAAAAAAAUGGCAAACCGUCACCCGGCAAGAAAAAUGUCAGAGGAGAGGUGGGGACCACCGCAUCGGGCUCAGUGGGCCCAAUGGGAAGACGUUGGAUCGGGUGAGUGGUCCCAACAUCAUAACUGAAAAUGACGAGAAGAAUGUUCCUUUCGCCAGGAGCCCAAUCCGGGCUCCCCUGGGGGUUCCUUUGUGUCCUGCUGGCAUCGGUGGGUCCCGCUGGUCUCUUCCGGUGACAGGUGGAUACGGUGGCUGUAUGUCGGUCGGCACAUUGUGUGAUGGUGCUUUGUUGGACAGCCGUGCAUUGAGGGAACGGAUGGAGCAUAUUGCCUUGGGGCAGGGGUUAGUAGAAGGAGUGUCGUUGGACUGUGCUAAUACGUUGAGCCAGGGUUUGGAUUGUUACAUGAGAGAAGUUAAUUAA
Messenger RNA from Striga hermonthica, 435 nucleotides. Lineage: Eukaryota; Viridiplantae; Streptophyta; Magnoliopsida; Lamiales; Orobanchaceae. The record is from the annotation of a GenBank genome assembly.